Penicillium oxalicum is the source of this 1506-nucleotide messenger RNA. Its product is annotated as URC4/urg3 family protein. Bases 1 to 1506 code for a protein of 501 amino acids. The record is from RefSeq and is a predicted model, not a curated record. The transcript has 4 exons. Lineage: Eukaryota; Fungi; Ascomycota; Eurotiomycetes; Eurotiales; Aspergillaceae.
AUGGGUCUCUUCAAACGCAACUCUAAAAACUCGGUGCAGAGCGACAGGGAUGAAGAAGACUCCUUCGUUUCGGUCAACAGCGCCCGUACAUCCAAUACAUCCUUGCGAUCGCCCGGAUAUAAAGGCAGUGGGCUACCAGCCUCGAUUCCCGAGAUCCCCGUUGCAAGACCGCCCGACCCUGCAUUGGACCCGGCCGCCUAUCUUCGCAGCAUCCAUGCCGUGCGCGAGCGUACCAGUAUCAUCCUGGACGCCGCCAAACACAACCAAUUGCAGCAUUUCGAUGUGGACAUGAGCAAAUUCAAAGUGACCGCACAAUAUGUAGUUUCAAUCAUCAAGCGGGACUAUGCGCCAGACUACCAAACCAUUCCUCCUCACGGCCGCUGGCAGCACUUUGACGUCGGCGGUCGACCCCGUAUCAACCAACUUCUUCAAUCAUGGCCGAGCAGCGUCGACUCGCAGGAACGCACACGCCGCCUCAUCGACCUUUUCGUGGUCUCGGUCUUACUCGACGCCGGCGCCGGCACGAAAUGGUCCUACAAAUCGAAAGAAUCCGGUAAAGUGUAUUCGCGCAGCGAGGGUCUGGCCGUCGCCAGUCUGGAAAUGUUCAAGUCCGGUCUUCUCAGCAGCGAUCCCUCCGAGCCCUGCCAGGUGGAUGGUCUCGGUCUCAGCCGGAUGACGGUGGAAAAGUUAGCCAAGGGGAUGCAGCACUCGGAGCAAAAUCCGCUGGCCGGAAUUGAAGGACGCGCUGGCCUUUUGGUGCGACUGUCCGAGGCGCUGAAACGUCAAGAUUUCUUCGGUGUGGACGCCCGGCCUGGUAACAUGCUUGAUUACUUGCUCGGUCACCCGUCAACAUUGGCGUCUUCUGUACCCAUUGUGCCGAUUACGACUCUCUGGUCCGUGUUGAUGGAUGGCUUCUCGUCGAUUUGGCCGCCCUCCCGAACGCAGAUUGACGGUGUCGCCAUUGGCGAUGCCUGGCCGUGUUCCCGUCUUCCGCAACCACCCGCAGUUCCCGCAUGGGAAGGUAUCAUCCCCUUCCACAAGCUCACGCAAUGGUUGUGCUACUCGAUCAUGGUGCCCAUGUCCAAACUGAUGUCGAUUCAUUUCGCCGGGAGUGAUCUGCUGACCGGGUUGCCGGAGUACCGCAAUGGAGGCCUUCUGAUCGACAUGGGCCUCCUGAGCCUGAAAAAGCCCGAUAUGGAGCGUGGUCUCAAGUCGUUCAGGGAGAAUGCGCAGAUCAAGGGCCAGCCCAACAUGGAAGUGGUACCUUUAUUCUCCACAGAUGAUAAUGUGAUUGUGGAAUGGAGAGCGGUCACCGUGGGCUUCCUGGACGAGCUGUUGGUGGAGGUGAACAAACAGCUCGGUCUCACUAGCCCCGGGGACCAGCUGACUUUGGCACAGAUGCUGGAGGCUGGCACAUGGAAGGGUGGGCGCGAGAUUGCUGAGGUUUCGAGGCCGAACACCAAGGAGCCCCCCAUCAUGAUCCGGUCUGAUGGGACAGUCUUCUGA